This is a messenger RNA of Gracilinanus agilis (Agile Gracile Mouse Opossum), 1997 nucleotides long. RefSeq names its product eva-1 homolog C (gene EVA1C). Gene Ontology annotation, cellular component: extracellular region. Bases 454 to 1764 code for a protein of 436 amino acids. NCBI's taxonomy places the organism in Eukaryota, Metazoa, Chordata, Mammalia, Didelphimorphia, Didelphidae. Gene Ontology annotation, molecular function: carbohydrate binding; heparin binding. The transcript is spliced from 8 exons. The record is from RefSeq and is a predicted model, not a curated record.
UUUCCUCUCACUGCAGCUUGGGGAAAGGCUGAUUCCUUUUCGGUCGUCCAGAAAGAGUUUUUUCAUUUUCUUUAUUCUCCCUCUCUCCUCUUCCCUCUCCAAAUUCCCUUUCUUUACUACCUUCCCAUACCCCCCACGCCCCUAGUUUCCUCUAUCACAGCAGUAAAUAGCUGCGAUUUCCUCUGGGGGAAACUACGUGGAUUCUUCCCUAGGAUCUUCGCUCCGCCCUGGUCUCCUUUUCCCUGUCCCUUGAGGAGCUCCUAGCCGGGGUCUGAAGUGAGAAGAGAGGUUUCCUAGCCCCUGGCCGGGAGCCGGGAGGGUAGUGGGAGAAGGAGAGCAGCUGGCAUCUGACCCAUCUCCGCCAUGUGACUCCGUCCUCCACCCAUCUACCCCCGGCCCGGGCGCGCCCUUCCUAGCAGCGCCCCAAUCCCCAUUCUCUGCUCGCUCCGCACCAUGUUUCAGCGGGAUCGGUGGCAGCUCACGUCGCCCCAGCAGCAUCCCAGCCUCCGGAGACAAGUAGAUCCUGUGCUACUAUUUCGCCUCUUCUACUGUACCUUCUUGGUGUGCACCAAAGAGAUCGCAGCCCUCACUGACUUCUCCGGUUACCUAACCAAACUUCUGCAAAACCACACCGUGUAUGCUUGUGAUGGUAACCGUUUGAGUCUUCAAUGCCCUCGACAUUCUACAAUAAGUGUCCAGUCAGCAUUUUAUGGUCAAGAUUACCAAAGGUGUAAUUCACAGCAGCCUGCAACCAUGAUGAAAGACCAUUUAACCUGUGUGGCACCCACGGCUCUGCAGAAAGUAUUGGAUGAGUGCCAGAACCAGAGAGCCUGCCAACUUCUUGUCAAUAGUCGUGUUUUUGGACCUGACCUUUGUCCAGGAACUACUAAAUACCUCCUGGUCUCCUUUAAAUGCAAACCUAAUGAGUUCAAAACCAAAACUGUCUGUGAAAACCAGGAACUGAAACUUCACUGCCAUGAGGCAAAGUUUCUGAACAUUUAUUCAGCAACUUAUGGUAGAACAGCAGCUGAGAAGGACAUCUGCUCUUUUGAAACAGAUUCCCUUCCUCAAUUCGAUUGCUUAUCUUAUUCAGCCUUAGAUGUGUUAUCCAAGAGGUGCUAUGGAAAGCAGAGAUGCAAAAUCAUUGUCAACAAUCACCAUUUUGGAAGUCCUUGUCUGCCAGGAGUGAAAAAAUACCUCACUGUGGGCUAUGCCUGUGUUCCCAAAAACAUACUUACAGCGGUUGAUCCAAUGGUCUCUAAUCUAAACCCUUCUUUGAAGCAGAAAGAUGGUGACUAUGAUAUAAACUUUGAUCCAAGCGAAUCAAAAACGCUGGCGAAAGAUGGAGUUAUUGUCAGCAACUCUUUGGCCACAUUUGCUUACAUUAGAGCUCACUCAGAAAGAGCUGCUCUGCUGUUUGUGUCCAGUGUUUGUAUUGGCCUAAUCUUCACCCUGUUUGCUGUGGUGAUCAGAGUAUCAUGCACCAAAGACUUCCAGAAACUAACCCAGGGGAAGGAACGUUUAGUGCCAGAAAUAGACAAAACAGAGAAUGACACUGAGGAUGAAGAAGAGGAAGAUUCUUCAGACUCAGACUUUCCAGAUGAAAUGACAGAAUUUUUCCGGACUUCUUACCCAGUCUACAGUUCCACGGAAGCUGCUGAAAUGGCCGAAAGGAUAGAGCGUAGAGAUCAGAUCAUUCAGGAAAUAUGGAUGAACAGUGGUUUGGAUACCUCUUCUCCAAGAAAUAUGGAUCAAUAUUAUUGAAAGCCAAAUAUGGACCUAGGAGUAUGCCCUUUGAGAACGGGGUGGAGGGUGGGGAAGAUUGCCAGUUUGAGAAGUGUACAAUUUCUGAAUCCUCUUUAAGGUUUGUGUCAUAUUUGUACCUUCUGUGAAGGAAAAUUUGCAACAUCUAGUAUCAUUGAAAUGGAAAAAGAUAAUAAAAAUGAAUGAUUUUAAUUAUCUGGUGCCAUGAAACACAUUCCAGAAUAAAAGAUAAG